Molecule: messenger RNA, 15279 nt
Organism: Hermetia illucens (black soldier fly)
Lineage: Eukaryota; Metazoa; Arthropoda; Insecta; Diptera; Stratiomyidae
Gene: hiw
Product: E3 ubiquitin-protein ligase highwire
Exons: 56
Coding region: 193-15102 (4969 amino acids)
Cellular component (GO): nucleus
Source: RefSeq, a predicted model, not a curated record
GGAGACGUCCCGGAUUUUUGUGACGUUGUGCAAAAUUAUAGGAAACGGGCGUUUAAAGUCAGUUUAAAGUGCGCAAAAGUGUAGUUUUGGUGAGAGGCAAUCGUGCCGGUAUCGAGAAAAGUGGAAAUGUGGCGUGAAAAUCAAAGUGAAGUCAGUUAAGUGCAAAAGUGAGUGUACAGGACUUUCACCACCAUGGGGCUCACCGAACCUUUGAGAUACGGCGAAUACUUCCACGAGUUGUACACCAACCGUGGUGAAAACAGGAAACAUACCAGCGACAAACGUUUAAAGGAAAAGCAAAGCGCCAAAAAUGAAAAACGCAAUGAGAAUCUUCAAAGUGAUCAAAUAUUUCCAACAUAUUCUGUAGCUCAAAUCGAGCUUGAGCCGAAUAUUUCUAAAUUUGCAAUAUUUUCGGCCAUAAGAUCAGCCGUUUUGGAAGUCGAUACGAAAUAUGCUCUGUUUCAGAACAAAGUAAACAAGAAGUCAACAUCAAACUGCUGUUAUACUUGCAUCACGACAUGCAAGCACAACGACCUGAUCGAUUGCCCAUGUCAUGCAACUGAGAAAAAAAUUCGCGAAGAAGCCAAUAGCGAUGCUGAGUCGGAAACGGAAGAAGCUACUGAGAAGGAAGUUGUUAUUAAAGUGCCACAAAUUGUGGAAGCAGGGCUGAGGAGCUUGUUUGAGUUGAUUGCCGAUGCGCGCAAUGUGCAGCCAAAUCUGUGCACUAAAGCAUUGAAAGCGCUUUUUGACGUUAUACAAGGUCAGCAACCCGAAAGUUUCAAAUAUGAACCAGAUGACUUGAUAAAUCCUCUUUAUGAUCUGUUGCUGGAUCUGGCCAGCUUACAUGGUUCGCUUACACCUGACAAAUCUCUUGUUGGGGGCUAUUGGUCAUCUAUAGCUUGCUCGGCUCUGAUCGGGCUAUGUGCAGCUCGUGGUGAUACUGGCAAAAUUUUAAAAGCAAUAGCGGCUCUUCUCAUGUCACCUAAGUUACUGUCCUCCCAAACUAUUCAACUUCCGUUGGUUUUGUCAUCACUUCAAAGGACUGUAAUCUGCACAAUUCUGAACAAGCCAACUAAACCUGAGUUCCAUACCCACGGAGUACCAAAAAAUUCGUUGAUUGAUGAAUUUUCGUUGAGAAGUGCAUUAGCUUCAUAUAUUAAUUAUAAUACCCAACCAGCAAUGGCUUCAGACGGAAAGUAUUUGUAUCUAUUAGUAGAUAAUUGUCUACUAAAGGUGGGAACUGGGUUUAAUGGAACGUAUAAGGGUCACGUAUAUAAUUUGAACAGUGGAUUCGGGAAGGAUAAGUCCGGUUGGCUUGGAUAUUGUGGGGGAAAAUUAUAUUAUAAGCGACUUUCAAAGAGGAGCAAUGAUUCACUGCUUGUUGUUAACACCGACAGUUUAGCCGUUGUUGGGUCAGUUACUAUUACAACAUUGCCAGCACGGGAGGGACAAAAUUAUGUUCUAUUUGCUGAUGAGGACUCAAUCAGUGCUAUCUGCACUAACAAAGAUGAUACCCUUGUUGUGAAACAACUGUACACAAACGGAAAUCCAGUAAGUGAACUACCCUUAAAAUUAGCUCGCAAAAAGUUCCGUACCCUUGGAUAUGCAGCAUUUGAGGAUGAGGUUUUAAAUCAAAACCAGAUUCAAAAGAUUCAAUCUUCAUAUAAUAUGUUCGAGCCGAAACUGCCGAACGACGUAGAAAUCCAAAGCAUAGUUUGUGGCAAAGAAUUCGGCUUGGUUCGCGCUUCAAAUGGCAAAAUUUACUACUACGGAAAAUCUGCCUCUUUGGGAUUGAAAUCGAUUGGUCGAACACCUACGAUGAAAAUGACGGAGUUGAUUAUUUCAAAAGUAUCCAACAUCGUUCAAAUUGCUGUUGGACAUGAUGGAGUCCAUGCGCUUCUGGUCAACGAUGAUGGAACAGUCUAUUUCGCGGGCACUGCCCGUCGCGGUGAGGAUGGUGAUAGCUCAAAAAAUCGACGGCAACCAAAAGCCUCCAAACCGAAAAAGUUGAGCAGAAUUGAUGGCCACGUGAUUACCCAAGCUGCUUGUAAUAAUGGAACAUCUGCAUUUGUUACAAAAUCUGGAAAGCUGAUUAUGUUUGGAAAGGAUACUGCUCAUUGCGAUUCAUUGGGAUUCGUUACUGACCUUCAGAAUCAUCAUAUUACUAAAGUGGCAUUGGGAAAGGCUCAUUGUGUUGCUCUUAAUAGCAAGGGACAUCUAUUCACGUUUGGAUUGAAUAAUAAGGGUCAAUGUGGAAGGUCUUUUUCGAAGGAAAGGGAAGCAAAUCCUACUGAGAGUGAAACAGCUACGAACGGUAGCAAAUCCAAGUUGGAUUUCACAAAUAUGUGUGACAUUGAUGACCAUGUUCUUGUGCAAGGACAGUGCAGGGUUUGUUCUGUAUGUAAGGAAUGUACAGGUUACAAUAUAUCGUGUGUGUCCUCAUUGAAUGUUUCAAUGGAAGAGCGGGUUGCGGGAUCAUUAUGUCCUUGUGGUCAUGGUGAUGCUGGUUGUUCGAAAUGUGGAGCAUGUUCAUCAUGCAUUUCUAUGCAGGAAGGCGAAAUAAAUGGUACCAAAGAUUCUAAACAAAUUACACUGUUGAAUCGUCAACGUUCGAAGAGUUUAAUUUUAAGGAAGAAAGACAAAAAAGUCGAGGAAAAUAAUCCGCCCUCAGAUGUUGAACGUGACACACCCCGCGUUGCACCGCUUUCACCACAAAAAGUUUCUCUACCAACAUCUAGUCCUGUUGUGCAAAUUGCCUGUGGAUUGCAUCAUACUGUAAUUCUAACGUUGGCAGGAGAAGUGUACACGUUUGGAAGCAAUCAGUACGGACAAUUGGGGACUGGCGAUCUACAGCCAGUAAUGGGUCCUUUUCAAGUAAAAGUCCAGGGUCAAAUCAGUCAGAUUGCAGCGGGGAGUAAUCAUACCGUGCUGCUGACUUCAAAAGGAAUUGUGUACACUUUUGGAAAUUAUCAGAAAGGGCAACUGGGUCGCCUUCCAAAUGAUUUUCAUAAGAGUACGGUUCAAGACGAUUCAUCGAAAGAUGAAAGUGGUUCAAAAGAAAAUGUUGCGUCAACUAUUCUUGCACAGCGUCAGAAAUUCCUGUGGAAUUGUGCUCCUGGGACUGUGUUUGGUCUGGGACCAAGCUUUGGCAAAAAAGCCACAUGGAUUGGCGCAAGUGGUGAUCAAACUUUCAUAAAGAUCGAUGAGUCGUUAAUUACACCCCAGAUGUUGCCAAAAGUUACCAUUGUCGCCGAUAAGAAGACAAUUUUGCUCAUUCCAACUAUCUCAUUAUCAUUCCACAUUCUUACCAUAAAUCGUCGCGAUGGAAAUUGUACCGCACACUAUCGUAAUCAAGUGAAUUUCGUUCGAAUAAUCCAAGCUAAUGCCUGUUCGAUGCCGGAAAUCAAUCAGAAUAUCAACGCGAAUAUGAAUCAGGAUCAAAUGUCGCGCAGUGCUCAUGAAAUCCGCAAUCAAAUCUUUGAAUUACAAGAAAACCAGAAUAGUUUGGCAGAGCAGAGAAAGCGUAGACGACAAGAUCACAAAUCACCACCCGAGAAAGCAUGCCCACAAAUAGCUUUUGCAUUGGAUUCUCAUUUUAAUGUUUUGUGGGUUUUUGAUGGUGGGGCAAGGAAGAUUUUGUGUCAUAAUGUUGUUGCAAGUCAAAUUCAGGAAUGUGAGGAUUCAAAUUUUCGAGCCAUUUUAUCGCCUGAACUCGCUCUGUCACAAAAAAGCGACAGCAACGUAACUCGAUUGCAAGCAUCACUAAACUUAUUAGCUUGUUUGGAUAUUUUAACGUCGACACAGGAUGCUAUACCAAAUUGCUUCGAACAAAUUGCUCCUCAACAGACAAAUCUCACCAAAGAGUCACAAUCGAGCGAAUAUCAGAUUGUCAAUCGAUUUGAGAAUUUCGGAGGGGGUUGGGGAUAUUCCGGGCACAGUGUCGAAGCCAUACGCUUCAUGGUUGAUACAGAUGUUAUGAUCUGUGGUUUUGGAAUGUUUGGCGGCAGAGGUGAAUACACUUGCAAACUAAAAUUGUAUGAUUUGGGAAUCGAUGGAGGAAACUAUGAAAAAGAUGGGAUUUUGAUAUCUGAAACGAAAGAUGUGCCGUAUGAAUGUCCAGCACGCAAUAAGUAUCAUAUUAUGCUUCCGAAACCCGUUUGUGCAACAGCUUUGCAUUGGUAUUUGGUAUGGGCUCGUAUUGCUGGUCCUUCUUCUGAUUGUGGGUCGUCUGGCCAAAGUACAGUAACUACGGAAGAUCAAAUUGUUUUCAACUUUAAAUCGUCGAAGAAAGCUAAUAAUGGUACGGACGUAAACUCUGGUCAGAUUCCUUCAAUUAUAUACCGACUCAUAACGCCAGAAGCAAAACAAACACCUCUUCCGGUUGAUAUCGAUCCAGUACAUAAAAUAUCGAAAUCGUUUGCAAAUACCGUCACCAAAGAAUGUUUCGAUAGUCUUGUACUUUUGUUGAAUUGGUCGUGGGAGACCUUCAAGAGCAGUCUGCGAGACCAAAGGGAUAAAGCAAAAGUGUUGCAGGUUAAAAACACAUUGGACCAUUUGGUUUAUGUGAACAAGUCGUCUUUGAGGCUACUGCGAAAGUACAGCAAUGAAAUAUAUCCGCAAAAAUUACUUAAGUCUAUGGCUAAGAAGUCCAGCGAUAUAAAUACUCAAACGUAUAAUAUCUCCAAAAACUUACCGAGCGCCCCUCGAGUCUUUAUAGGUCCCAAUGAGUUACCGACGCCAACUCGUAAGUCAAAUAUGGAAAACAUUCAGUUGGCAGAGCGCAUUGGAAACGUAAGAGCUAUGUUAAUACAGAUUUUGUGCGAUGAUGUAUUCAAAGAUGUGACCACUGAAGAGGGUUACAAAAUGGCAGUGGAAAUUUUGGAUGAGUGUCACACGAGCUUUGUCGCUUGUUUUGAUGCUUUUUAUCCAACAUCCUCGUUGAAAUGGAAUUGUCUUUGCGAUUUGUUAUCACAAAUGGAUAAGGGUAUCAUGCACUCGCGGCUACUCAGUGCCAUUCUAGCUGGUCUUUGCAAUCCUACCGUAAAACUGCGUUCGACUUUUUCUCUUCUGACACCAGGCAAUGAGCGACAAUCUAUCAUAAGCCCCAGCGAUAAUGCUGGCCUACCAAUGUUAUCCAGUACCGAGAAUCAUCAAUAUCCAAUUCUUGUUGAGCAAAUGAUCUAUCGGACACAGAAAGAGAAAAUCGAUUUCCUUAGCAAUUCGUGGACAUUCAAAGACGUUCUCAUUCGUCUGCUCGAUAUUAUCUCUAGCCCCAUAAAAGUUAAAAUAGAAAAUAUCUACAACCGCAGCUGCAAUUUCAAUGAAUCUAAAUUGGAAAGAGAUAUAAAUCAAGGAUUGAUUGAUAAUUGUUCUCAACUGUUAGCAAAGGUUUUGGCGGAAAUAGUUUACCACACAUCGUCAGAUGAUUUUGACGCAACUUUCAUGCCACCACGAAUCUUACAUUCUACUGGAAGUCGAUUCGCCCGUUGUGAUACAAGCCGCACUUGGAAUACUGGAAAUUUCGGACCCGAUGCUAUUGCAUUUUCUGUUGAUAGACCAGGAAUAGCUAUUGCAGGAGCAAUGGUUUAUUCUGGAUCAGGGAGUUACGAAUAUCAAUUGGAGCUUCUCUAUGAUAACACAGUCGAUCCACAGUCACACCAUAAAUGGGAAACAUUAGAGUCGGUGUCGGGUUCGUAUGAUCAAGACAUCGUGCAGAAUGAUAUGGCAGAAAUAAAAUUCGAAAGGCCAGUGCAUAUUAAGGAAAAUGCGCGAUACGCCUUGAGGCUUUGCUCGCAGGGAGCACGUACUUGUUCUGGGGAUGGGGGGUUACCAUCUAUCCGAGGCCCUUGUGGAACGAUUUUUUCAUUUCACACAUGCGAUUUGAGUUUCAAUGGAACCACUCCGACGAGGGGUCAAAUACCGUGUGUUCUAUAUUACAGUACUCCAGUUAAAAGUGAAGGACAUGCUACCACUUACAUAAGUGAAAUAACCGCACGAGAUACGGCGCUCCAAAUUGCUACUGACAUCACUAAGAAAUGCACAGAGCUUUUAAUAUCAGCCCGGAACGCUCUUGCUGCAUCUCUCACUCCAAGCGACAAAAGUCCAAACUCUUCUAAUCACACACAAACAAUUGACUCCGAACAUAAUAUCACUCCUAUUGAAGAGCAUCUGGAUAUGACAUGGGCGAACAACUCGCGUAAUUCCGUAACACAAGAUGGGAAUCUAUCAACUGCUCGUGAUAUCACAAAACGCAUCGAAUCGUUUUCGAAGGGAAUAAUUGAAACUCUAAAAUUUGACAAACGUUCCACAAAUCCAUUUGACUUUGAAAUAGAAAUCGGUGCAACUGAAAUACAUCCAAAAGAUUUGAUUGAGGAGGAUUUGAAUGAGAAAAUUUUCAAAAAUGGUAGAAUCGCAAAAUACAAUGGGAACGACAGAAUGGACAAUACCCAAGAAAAUCAAGGAUAUUUGAAAGAGUUAGGCAAAAGUGACUCAGAGGAGAGUACACAGUUGACUAUUAUUCAGUUACUGGAGCUGUUCAAUAUGGAUUCGUCGAAUAUGUUUCACACACUCCUGCCAUCUGUUUAUGCUCAUAUUGGAGCACUUGCUUGUAGCGACCCAAAGAGUUCCGUCCAAGUAUUGUCUUUGAUAAAAGAAAUACUUCCGCACGUUGCUGCUUUGAACCAACUGUACGCAUCCAAGGAGUUCAAUUAUCCCACAAAAGACGAUAAUCAUGACACAAGGGAAGGUAACGCUGACUUAAUUAAAAAGAAAACAGAAGAUGCUGAACGCACUGGGUACGACAUGUGUACUACGAGCAACCACUAUUGCAUAGUGGAAAGUGAGCAUCCAUAUAGAAGUGCAUCAGUUAAUACUUUCCGAGUUGAAUUUCCCCCAUGUGUCCAAUGGAUAACUGUGGAAUUUGACAGUCAAUGCGGAACAGCACAAUUGGAAGAUUAUCUUCUCCUUUCAAUUCCGUUAAAACCGCAUGCAAACGUGUCUUAUUCAGAGCAUGAGGACUAUAAUUCAGACGUUUUGGAUAACAACAUGUGCUACACUAGACAAAGCUGUAAAAACGCUAGCGUUUUUGGCAGUUACUUUGAACGACUACCGGAUGAUGGAAGGGAUACAAACGAGAAAUAUUUAGAUUUGGAGUGGACUAUAAUCAAAAAAUAUAACACACCGUCGCAUUGGUCUCAAAAGGCACUUGUCUUACCUGGGAAUCGGAUUGAGUUUUCAUUGGAAACUGCAUCGUUUUACGCACAAGAUCAACAGGCGAAUAAAUUUGGUUUCAAAGCGUUAGUUAUUGGCUAUGACAAUCCUACAGCGGUGAAUAUCUCCAAUUCAUGUUUAAUACGUCUGGAGUACGAAUUGGCUUAUUUAGGCGGAAUGUGCAGUGCAAACUUGAUGAGGAAAGAUUUAAACUUACCAGAUGAUAAAUCUUUCGAAGAUCUGACCAGUAUUGAAGACACUAUUGCUACACAUACUACACUUCUUUCAAAAGGACUUGCUCUAUCUGACUCUGUCCUCACAGUUAACCAAGCGCUUGAUUCAUAUCUUCCAGUGGGUUCCCAAUCCAACGAACGGCAAUUUCUGAAAGAUUUCAUUAGCGGUGCACCAGGAUCGUCAGGCGCUCGAUUAGCAGCAUGGUUACAGCCAGAACCACGACUUGAUCCGAAUAAAUGCGAAUUGAAUUCAAUACCUGAACCAAUCCGAUAUGGCUGGCCAACGCAGCUUACCGUUACAAUACGUGAUCAAUACGGAGAUGUGGUUAUAGUUCCAGAGUUAAAAGUGGAAAUUAAGGCAAUACCUGCAGGAGCUGUUGUUAACGGCGGGAGAAAAGUAAAGCGCAUUUCUUGUAUCGAACCUUAUUCACUGUUAGGUGUCGCGGCUCCGCCUCGUAUCAGCUAUGAACCGACUUUUAAGGAAAAAAUGUGUUUCAAAGCCAUUACUUUCAUGAAGGCUUACGGUCAAUACUCCUUCGAAGAACUCCGAUACUUCAGCCCAGUUCAAACCCGAAUAACAGAGACACUACAAGCCCAAGAUAUGGAAGAUGGAACAUUUGGUGUCGCCUGGAUUCCUAGUUCGGUUGGAAGUUAUUGUUUGACUGUAAGCAUCGAUGGUAUUCCUCUAGAGGAAAUAUAUCGAGUAGAAGUCAAAGAAGGUGGUGUGCCACCGCCAUCACAGAAGGCUUCAGCUAAAAAGCCGCAACCACCAAAUAAACUCCGAAAGUUCAUUGCAAAAAAUUCUGCAGGCUUGAGAAUUCGAUCACAUCCCACACUGCAAUCGGAGCAAAUCGGGAUAGUUAAAAUGAAUGGUGUUAUCUCAUUUAUCGAUGAGAUAGAGAAUGAUGAUGGAGUUUGGGUGCGGUUGUCAACAGAGUCAAUACGGCAACAUUGCACUGCGGGAUGGUAUCCGACUGAAGCUUGGUGCCUACAGUACAACCAGCAUUUGGGAAAAACUCUUCUACAUCCUAUCGUGGAACAUUCAACAUGCAAAGUGGCCACAUCAAAGUCGAAACAAAAGAACUUGGAAAAUGCUGACAACAGUUCACCGGUGGACCCGCAAUUAAAAGUUAAAACUGCCUCACCAAAAAAGGGAUAUGAUUUUUCAUCAGCAAAGUUUACUCCGCCAUUGUCCGAUUCAGGACAGUCAUCUACUACCAACCCGUUCAUUUUCACAUCAACAAACAAUGCAAAAUCAAGCGACGAAAAACCUUCAUCUGCGGAAAAACUGACUGAAUUCAAUCUGGAGCGCAGUAAUGAUUCCUUUAACCAAAUUUUUGAGACACAAUCAUCCGACGAGGGUUCUCGUCAAACCCAAGACUUAUCGACACAAGCUCAUGCAUCGAGUCAAUCAAAUAUUGGCUCCGCAUUUGCUGGUGUCGUCGGUGGAGGUGCUAUUAAGUUACAAGCUUUGCAGAAAUGGUUUAAAGGUGACAGCAUGGAAAAUAAGGAAGUCAGCCGAAAGCGCAGCGAUUUAUCCGAUAUGGCUUCUGUCUCUGUUCGCGACUUGGUUAGAGCAAUUGGAUCACAAGAAGCAAAAAGCAAUGGGAAUGCCGGUACGCCGCCCCAAAUUAGUCGAAGUUCUAGUCCAGUGUUUAUCCCUCCAAUAAAGCAACUAGAAGGAGGAGCUUCCGUUUACAGCAGCAGUUCAAAAUCCGUGGAGGUUUCGGAUACUUCUGUCCUAGCAAGUUCGCUUACUAGAGACCUUAGUCAAUCACCUAGUCAGGGCAGCAUGAAAGAGGAUAUAUCCAGUUCACCUAAGCACUCGGAAAGCCAUACAAGUCAAUCAGAUGGAAACCCAACAGCUAUCCGUCUGAGUGGUUUCUCCUUGGGCCCUAGUUGUUCAAAUAUUGGAUCCCCGAAACAUAGCCCGCGAAAACUUCGUUCCAAGCGUGCAAUGUCUCCAGCUAACUUCGGACACAAUAAGGAUCAAAAAACUAACGAAAACCACCUCCCCGAUUUGAAUGUGAAGAUUGACCAGACCAGCAUGAGUGCAACAACAAAUGCUUUUGAUUCACGAAGCUCAAGCGCAAGUACAGACAAUUUAAGCCCACCUGUUUGGCCGUCUUCAUCAUCCAACCAAUUCGCCCAGCCAAAAAUGGCAAACAUAAGUGAAGAAAAAUCAAAUCGAUUGGGCCCAACGAAACGUGCUAUGCCUCCUUCACUGGCAGAAAGCCUUCGGGCCGUAUUUGCAGCAUUCCUCUGGCACGAAGGUCUUGUACAUGAUGCAAUGGCAUGUGCGUCUUUCUUAAAGUUUUAUCCUUCGUUGCCAAAAGAAGGUGCUUUGGUCGUUACUCGUCGUGAUGCAACUGAAGGUAAAGUUCCACUAUCACGUGAACAAAAAGCUCAACAAAGGCAUUCUGUGGAAGUUGCCAAUGCUGGGAAUUAUCUGAACAUACGUCCAUCGACUUUGGAGACUUUGACGAAAUCGGGAAAUUCGAGUGUAAAUAAUCGGCGGUAUAGGAAGAACGGCGGAGAGGGUGAAAGCGCUGAUAAACCAAAGCUCCAAACUCUUCCUGAAGUUGUAGCCGUUUUACCACCAGCGCUACGUUGCCUCGUUUAUCUAUGGGAGCAAUUAUGCAGUAAUUGUAUACAAAUCGUACAAUCAAACGCUAUCGAUCAACAGAAGCCGUCGUCUCCACGUCAUUUACAUCAUGGAAAGGACAAAUCUGAGGCUGCAGAUAAAGAUGGUAAAAAAAUACGGAAGAAAAAGAAAGAUGAUGGUACAUGGUGUGAGCUGUGUGAGGUGUUUCUACCUAUACCGGUUACUUAUCAUAUGCGCAUCGUUCACCCAGGCUGUGGAAAGUCUGCUAAAGGAAAGGGCUACAACUCAGUGGGCAUCUUUUGUGAAGGAUGGGCAGGAAACUGCGGAGAAGGAGGCAAAGGUGCUUCAAGUUGGUUCUUGAUGUGUGAUGCUUGUCGCGAAAAAUACAUGGCAAUCGGCAAAAACACGAAUAUCAAUCACUCGGCCAACGGAACAUCACCGGCAGAUCUCAAUUUGUUCGGCAUUAAAGCAACAAGCUUGAUCGCCAAUUCCGAAGUUUAUACAACAAUGCGAGAUAAUGCAAUAUUCUUACUUGAACUCUCAUCGAGCACAUCCAGUUUACUGACAAACCAAAAACGUUCGCCGCAACAAAUGCCAGUUGUAACCGAAGAUCAACUGAAUCUAUUCACGGAUAUGAAUCGUCCUUCUACAAGUCGUGGUGACUCAGUACCAAAUUCGAAUCGUAAUAGUCGCAUUGGUUUGAAGAUAAAUGGAAAAUUCAAUGGAUUUUCAUCAACCCCCCAUCGUAAAAGCUCAUGCUUCCCACCGUGCAUAUCACCCGAGCUAAUGUGGCAAGCUCCGGAUGCAUUCUCAUGCUUGGAGUCCUUAGGAGCUUCGAUGAACGACGAUUUGCCAUAUGAGAUAUUCGGGCUGAAUUCGGCUGAGAACUGCUUUGAUAGACCGCUGUCUGAAAUGUCGUUCGAUUCCUGUGACCCCAAUAAUUCAGAUAUAAUGACUCAAUCAGCAACGCACGCAACUAAUACUUUAUCACGUUUCCACCGGAGUUUUUCAAUGGGACAAGGAUGGUCCGGUCAGCAAAGCUUCGGCACUAAAAGCUAUUUUCAACAAUUCGACGAUCAGCAACAAAUCAAAGUAAUCCUGCGACGUAGAAAUAAUUCAACUUCUGACAAUGAUUGCUCUCUUCUGCUAUGCUACCCUUCGGAAAAUUUAAGGAAGCUGGUUCCGGAGAAUAUCUUGAGUGCAUCAUGCAUCGUUCAGCCACCCGCCAAACUCCAGGGGUCUGGUGAAGGUAAAUCGACUGAAAAAACACAAGCUCAGUUGGAUUCCGAUUCUCAGACAUCAGCUUCACAAAUGAAUACACAAAAGGAUUCUCGAGACGCCUUAUUCACUGAUAAUACCCAGAAAAACAAUGAAACACCAGGAGUAUCUGGCGACAUUUCGAAAUCAAAGGACAGUGGUAUCAGCCGAGAAAUGGAAAUAAAUGCUAACUGCUUGCUCUCACGUCCAGCUAUGGCUUUUAUAACGCAACAGCAUGAUUUGGAGAAACUGCGCUACUAUAUGAAACGAACUCUCCGCAUUGCUACUUGUCGCAUCUACUCAUUGCAGGCCCUGAAUUGGCUAAUUCGAUCUGUAACUCAGCCUGUUUGCUUACAUGAUUUGAUGUGGUGGUUUGUGGCUUCAUUGAGCUUGUCUAACGUUGAUGAUGGCCCGAAGUUUGAAGAAAUUGAACUAGCUCUGGAACAUCCAGUUUCAACGACUCAAAUGAGUGGCCGUAUUUCUCAAGUCUUGUCACAAAGCUUGCAUACUUUUCUUCAGUCGGUAGCAGAUCUGACGUUAUUGCUGCCAGCUGGAUCCUCUUUGCAGCGCAUUGCGAUUGAAUGCUUUGGUAUCCGAUUUCGACAAGCUGAUCAUCAAUUUUUGCAUAGCUCCCAUGUUUUUGGUAACAUCUCAAAAAUACUAUCCAAGUCAGAUGAACAAAAUGAAGCGAUGUUGGUUUCCUCUUCCCUUGCAAUGGGAGAGUCAAAUUCACACGUUAUCGAGCACAAUUUCACGAGUCAAAUGGGACACGUUGGUGCAAAACUUUGCAACUACAUCGAAUUGAAUGGAAUGUUUGAGAUCACAGUCUCAUCCCGGCAAGCUAUGGCCGAUUCGCUAGUCGAUAAUUCAACAGAAACAUUUUGGGAAAGCGAUGAGGAGGAUCGGAAUAAAUGCAAAAUUAUUGAGAUUUCUAUGAAUAAAAUGAAUUAUGUGUGCAAAUAUAUCUUCGUCCACAUUGAUAAUAGUCGCGAUGUUCAAAAUAAAGUCUUGAAUGUGGUGUUUUUUGCUGGCCAAUCACUUGGUGAUACGAAUUUAAUUAGGACAGUCGAUAUCGACUCUAAAGCUUGUACUUGGAUAUCCGCUAAGGUUCCAGAUGAAUCUUUCACUCAUUUCCGCCUCGAAUUCCGUGGACCGGAAAACACACUUCGCGUCCGUCAAAUAAAGUUACUGGGAUUGCCAAGUAACGCAGACGAAUUGCAUUUGUAUCCAAAAACCAAUCCAAAAGUCGUAAAUCCAGUGCAAAUCCAGCAAAUGUACUGCGAAUCGGAAACACUCCGUGUAUUUCGCUUGAUAACUGCUCAAGUUUUCGGAAAGUUGAUCUCAACAGCAGAUACUAUGCUCAGUGAAAACGCCAAUUUGCUUACACAUCCGUCCGUUAUGGAGUGCAGUACCAAUUCUUUGCUAGCUGAUUCGUUAGAUUUACGUGAACACAUGGUCGGAAUCUUAUUUAGUCGCAGCAAACUAAGUCAUUUGCAAAAGCAAGUUAUUGUCCAUAUCGUCCACGCAAUUAAGAAGGAAGCACAGCGUGCAAAGGAGGAAUGGGAAAUCGCAAAUGCAACGGCAACAAUGAAGGAUGUUCAUUUCGCUAAUGACCAAAAGAGUGAUACAGGCAGUGAUCGUUUUCGCGCGCCCGAUACGUAUUGUUUCGAGAUGUUAAGUAUGGUUUUGGCACUAUCCGGGAGUGCUGUUGGAAGAUCAUAUUUGUCCCAUCAACACGGACUUCUCAAAGAUCUUCUAAGCCUUCUCCACACAGGCAGCGACCGAGUGCAGCGUCAAGUAACAGCUCUCCUUCGACGUAUCCUUCCCGAAAUUACACCUGAAAGUUUAGGAGAUCUCCUCGGUGUACAAAAAAUGCCACCCACUGAUUUUAACAUUGUGAAUCAAAAUGCCUCCGACUUCGACAUGAAUCGCUUGGGAAUACUCGACAUAUUCCUUGCUGUUAUAGCGAAAUCCUUACAACUUCAAAUCAAAGUUAAAACAACCACCAAAGCUAAUUCGGAUAAGUCGCCAACAUUUGUGAAACUUUGCAAUUCUAUUGAUUUUUGCAUUCAUCUGCUGAAGACAGGGGGGAAGAAACCUGUUGCUGCAGGUUCCUCGGAACCUGUGGUCAGUCAGAAUGUAUUUGAGGCCAAUACUCGUACUUUGAGUGGAAAUAACAACGGAUUCGAGAUUAUAAGGAAGAAACCGAAGGAUACAGCUACGAAGAAUUUAAAUCAGAGGUGGUUUAUGAAAGGAGUAAUUUCGGUUAAACAAGCUGAGAGUAUCAUUAGUUUGGUUAAAGAUAUGACAAACGGCAAGUUGAACGAGAAAUGGUCGGCAGUAACGAAAGCAGCAAUAGCAGAAGCGGUGCUCAAUCUAACGAGACUUGAUGAAAUUUUCAGGACUCCAGAAAAUUGCAUCAAAACUGCUACAUUGUGGUUGGCAUUAGCGAGUCUUUGUGUUUUGGAUAAAGAACAUGUUGAGAAAUUAUCUUCUGGACAGUGGUCAAAAGUAUCAGAUACCCGUCCUUUGUGUACUAAUCAUGACGAUGGGGAGACUCCGGCCGUUAUACAAUGCGAGCAUUGUGGAUCAUUGUGUGGUGAUUGUGACCGAUUUUUGCAUUUGAAUCGUAAAACGAGGAGUCAUAGACGAACGGUUUGUAAGGAAGAAGAGGAAGCUAUACGAGUUGAACUCCAUGAGAGCUGUGGUCGAACUAAGCUUUUCUGGCUACUGGCGUUAGCAGACUCUCGAACUCUCAAAGGAAUGGUCGAAUUCCGAGAUGGAAGCAAUACUGUUAUCUCUGGACCCCAGGAGACAGUCGGUCGUUGUCGUUUCUGUGGUGUUACUGGUAAUUCAGGAUUAUUGGAGAUUGGCAAUGUUUGCGCCGGACCUCAAUGUCAGGAACAUGCUCCCAAUGCUUGCUCAAAAAUAAAGUCAUGUGGACACAUUUGUGGAGGAGUUGCAGGGGAACAGAAGUGCUUGCCUUGUUUGCAACUCACUUGUCAUGAACGUGAGAAUCAGAAUGCUGAAAAUCUGAAGGACCCGAAACUUACUCAAGAUGCAGAUGAUAUGUGCAUGAUUUGCUUUUCGGAGGCAUUGUCUUAUGCUCCGUCCAUACAGUUAUAUUGCGGUCAUGUUUUCCAUUAUCACUGCUGCAAAUUGGUGUUGGAGAAGCGCUGGGGAGGUCCACGUAUUACUUUCAGAUUUUCACAGUGUCCUAUUUGUGAGUCUGAUAUUCAACAUCCAUUACUAAAUGACAUUUUGGAGCCAAUCAACGCCCUGAAAGCUGAUGUUAGACGAAAGGCAGUAAUGAGGCUUAAGUACGAUGGCAUUGCACAACCCGAGGACCAUAAGGAUCUUGCUGCAUACGCAAUGGCUCGAUAUGCUUACUACGUUUGCUUCAAAUGCCAGAAGGCAUACUAUGGAGGCGAAGCACGAUGUGAUGCUGAAGCCGGUGAGAAAUUCGAUCCACAAGAACUUGUUUGCGGCGGCUGCAGUGAUGUUGCGCGCGCUCAAAUGUGUGCAAAACACGGAACUGAUUUCUUGGAAUAUAAAUGUCGUUAUUGCUGCUCGGUGGCGGUAUUUUUCUGUUUUGGUACGACACACUUCUGUGAUACAUGCCACGAUGAUUUCCAGCGUCUUACAAACAUACCGAAAAAUAAGCUGCCGCAAUGUCCAGCUGGUCCGAAAGCAAAACAAUUGCUUGGCGAGGAAUGUCCAUUGCAUAUUGUUCAUCCACCAACUGGUGAGGAGUUCGCUUUGGGCUGCGGUAUUUGUCGAAACGCUCAGACGUUUUAGCAUUGAAAGUAAAGGGUAGAAGGUAUGAUGAUCUCGAAACGGACGAAAUGUUUUUUCAUAUUAUAAACUUUGCAUCUCUUAAUCUGUAUUAUUACUAUUACGCUCCAAGUUUACAUGACACAAUAUUGCUUAUCUAAAUAUUUAUUCAAUAUAAUAAACGUAGUUUAACGUUGCGUA